Messenger RNA from Achroia grisella, 1826 nucleotides. RefSeq names its product acyl-CoA Delta-9 desaturase-like. Gene Ontology annotation, cellular component: endoplasmic reticulum membrane. The transcript is spliced from 5 exons. Gene Ontology annotation, biological process: unsaturated fatty acid biosynthetic process. Bases 668 to 1726 code for a protein of 352 amino acids. The record is from RefSeq and is a predicted model, not a curated record. NCBI's taxonomy places the organism in Eukaryota, Metazoa, Arthropoda, Insecta, Lepidoptera, Pyralidae. Gene Ontology annotation, molecular function: iron ion binding; stearoyl-CoA 9-desaturase activity.
UGUGUGUUACUCGUUUCUAAAAGUCAGUUAAAACAUAAACGAAUAUGAAAUUAAAUUCAUCCACCGGUAUUCACCACAUUUCAUGAUAUCAUGUUGAAUCCGUGGUCGUAACAUCUUCAACCGCUGGGUGACCGAGUGACGUGGUGGUCGUACUAUCGCGCCACUUUAUUGUCCAAUCCCCGUCUCCCAUUGUAUAGUUCUGGCCGCACUUCAAUGGUGUAACGCGGUGUAAUAACGGUACACAGAAUGUACGACAUACGUAUGUAUAUUACAUAUAUACCGUCAGUCAGAGCGAGUGAGUCGUCUAGUCUUUGGCUUUCAUUAUCUUUGUCGCUUUGCUAGCUAGAAUAAUUUCAUUCAACAUUGACGUUUCUAUUUCUUUUCUAUUGGACUCAUCUACCUUCUAUCUUUUUAUCGGAUGGACCACGGCCGCUGUGAAAUCUUAAAAAACGUGUGGUCCAUUGUCUAACACGUGAACUUAUCGAUUUUGCCGGCUUCUCGUGACUAAUUAAUACGCACGUUUUAUCUUUGAACUAUAAAUAUGUGCACAAAAGUUAUUUUAUCUUCAUAACAUACUAUAUUGUUAUCCUUAGCUAACGUGUUAAAAGUGAAAACGACUAAGUUUUACGACUACCACCAUUUGAGGUAGAGUACAAACCCGUGCAAAAUGGCACCUAAUGUCACAGAUAUCAACGGAGUGUUGUUUGAGAGUGAUGCAACCACAGCAGACUUUGCUCUUGACACAAAACCUAUUCAGAAAGCAGACAACUAUCCAAAAAUUUAUGUAUGGAGGAACAUCAUCGCCUUUGCAUAUCUCCACUUAGCGGCAUUAUAUGGAGGAUACCUGUCCCUUUUUCAUGCAAAAUGGCAAACUGAUAUAUUUGCAUAUGCUUUAUAUGUCAUGUCUGGUCUUGGAAUCACAGCAGGAGCUCAUAGACUGUGGGCGCACAAGUCGUACAGAGCUAAAUGGCCACUACGACUCAUCCUUGUUGCAUUUAACACUUUGGCUUUCCAGGACUCUGCAAUUGAUUGGGCACGUGAUCACCGCAUGCAUCACAAAUAUUCAGAGACUGACGCCGACCCUCACAACGCCACACGUGGCUUCUUCUUUUCACACAUCGGCUGGCUUUUAGUUAGGAAACACCCUGAAUUGAAGAAGAAGGGCAAAGGACUAGACCUCAGUGACUUAUAUGCCGACCCCAUUCUUAGGUUCCAGAAGAAAUAUUACCUAAUUCUAAUGCCAAUCGUCUGCUUCGUCUUGCCGACUCUUGUUCCUGUAUACUUCUGGAAUGAAACAUGGACAAACGCUUUCUUUGUCGCAACCUUGUUCCGGUAUGCAUUCAUCCUAAAUGUUACCUGGCUUGUCAACUCGGCAGCCCACAAAUGGGGUGAUAAACCCUAUGACAAGAACAUCAAGCCUUCCCAAAAUAUCUCAGUCUCAUUAUUUGCACUCGGAGAGGGCUUCCACAAUUACCAUCAUACAUUCCCUUGGGAUUACAAAACUGCCGAACUUGGCAACAACAGGCUAAAUUUCACUACACACUUCAUUAACUUGUUUGCCAAAAUCGGUUGGGCGUAUGAUUUGAAAACUGUUUCUGAAGAGAUUAUUCAAACCCGAGUUAAACGCACCGGUGACGGCUCUCACCAUUUAUGGGGAUGGGGCGAUAAGGAUCACUCACCGGAUGAAAAAAAGGCCGCUAUAAGAAUUAACCCAAAGGAUGAUUAAAGUGUAUUACAUGUUACAUAAGUUAUAUAGACUUAAAUUUCUAAAACUACAAAACAUAUGCAGACCUACCUUUUCAUGAGUAAAAACUUAAAGCUACACA